Molecule: messenger RNA, 1365 nt
Organism: Rangifer tarandus platyrhynchus (Svalbard reindeer)
Lineage: Eukaryota; Metazoa; Chordata; Mammalia; Artiodactyla; Cervidae
Source: the annotation of a GenBank genome assembly
AUGUGGCUGGAAAUACUGCUCGCCUCAGUGCUGGGCUUUGUCAUCUACUGGUUUGUCUCCAAGGGCAAGGAGGAGACUUUGCCCCUUGAAGAUGGAUGGUGGGGGCCUGGGGUGAGGCCCACAGCUGAGGAGGAUAAGAGCAUCCGCCCAUUCAAGGUGGAAACAUCAGAUGAGGAGAUCAACGACUUACAUCAGAGGAUCGACAGGGUCCGUUUAACUUCACCUUUGGAGGACAGUCGUUUCCACUAUGGUUUCAACGCCAACUAUUUGAAGAAAAUCAUCUCCUACUGGAGGAAUGAAUUUGACUGGAGGAAGCAGGUGGAGAUUCUCAACAAAUACCCUCACUUCAAGACUAAGAUUGAAGGGCUGGACAUCCACUUCAUCCACGUGAAGCCCACCAACCUCCCCUCCGGCCAAACCCCAAAGCCCUUGCUGAUGGUGCACGGCUGGCCUGGCUCCUUCUACGAGUUUUAUAAGAUCAUCCCGCUCCUGACUGACCCCAAGAACCACGGCCUGAGUGAUGAGCAUGUUUUUGAAGUCAUCUGUCCAUCCAUUCCUGGCUACGGCUUCUCUGAGGCAUCCUCCAAGAAGGGCUUCAACUCAGUGGCCACUGCCAGGAUCUUUUAUAAGCUGAUGCUGCGGUUGGGCUUCCAGAAAUUCUAUAUUCAAGGCGGGGACUGGGGGGCCCUGAUCUGCACCAACAUGGCCCAGCUGGUGCCCAGCCACAUCAAGGGCCUGCACUUGAACAUGGCUUUGAUUUUAAGAAAUUUCUACACCAUGACCCUUCCUCUGGGACGGCGUUUCGGGGGGCUUUUCGGUUAUACCGAGAGAGACAUGGAGCUGAUAUACCCCUUUAAGAAGGUCUUCUUCAGCUUACUGAGGGAGAGCGGCUACAUGCACAUCCAGAGCACCAAGCCGGACACCGUGGGCUGUGCUCUGAAUGACUCUCCCGUGGGACUGGCCGCCUAUAUUCUAGAGAAGUUUUCUACCUGGACCAAUUCGGAAUUCCGAGACUUGGAGGAUGGAGGCCUAGAGAGGAAGUUCUCCCUGGACGACCUGCUGACGGACAUCAUGCUCUACUGGACAACGGGCACCAUCACCUCCUCCCAGCGCUUCUACAAGGAGAACCUGGGACAGGUCAAUAAGCAUGAGACGUUGAAGGUGUACGUGCCCACGGGCUUUGCUGCCUUCCCCUGUGAGAUGGUGCACUUUCCAGAAAAGUGGGUGAAGUCCAAGUACCCGAAACUCAUCUCUUAUUCCUACAUGCCCCGUGGGGGCCACUUUGCCGCCUUUGAGGAGCCAGAGCUGCUCGCUCAGGACAUCCGCAAAUUCGUGGGGCUGCAGGAGCGGCAGGAGCGGCAGUGA